AUGUCCGAAUCCCUGCAGAAGAAGACGUCUACGGAAACACAAGGAAAUCAAAUGUCGGUCAGUUCGGGCACCGCCCGCAGUAGAGCGGCGUCGCCAGCUACGUCAGCUCCACGUUCUGGAUACCUGACCCCUGGAAGCGUGGAGUCUCCGGCGACCCCGUCGUCCACACCGGCCCCAGAGACUCUCAUGACUGGCUUCGUCGGCCAUGACAACUGUGCUGACAUCCAGGAGAGCAUCCACGUCGUGCUGGGCCACGGGCCGUACCAACGCCGAGUCCUGCUGUGCAGCAUCAUGUCGGUGAUCGUGGCUGUCUUGCAGGCGCUGUCGGACCGACUUACCAGUCGGCCCGUGGACCACUGGUGCCGACCGCCGGAUGACCUGGGUGAACUGUCGGCCAACGCGUGGAAGAACAUGUCCAUCCCCGUCGAGUCUGAUGGCUCGUUCAGCAAGUGCACCAUGUACGACCCAGCCGUUGCGGACACUCCGGUGGCCAACAGGUCGACAGCGCCUUGCCAGGGCUGGCACUACGACAUCGCCAACCAAGGCGACAGCAUCGUCAGCCGCUUCGGCCUCAUCUGCGACCGCCAGUAUCUGCUCAACCUGGGAGUCGGUGUCUUCGUCAUUAUUUCCGGUCUAGUGACACCAGUGCUCGGGUUUGCGUCGGAUCGAGUGGGUCGAAGGCCCAUCACCGUGGGCUCCGUGAUCGUCCUGCUGGUUGGCACCGUUGGCAACAGCGUCGCCGGCACGUUCGCCUUCUACGUCUCCACAAGAACCGUGGUCCUGGCAACCGUGAACGCCGUCUUCAUGCUCAUUUUCAUCCUGCUCUACGAGGUGACCGGAAAAGAGUGGCGACUGAUGUUUACCAUCCUGGUCACGGCCGUGGGGGCCACCGUGGUACCUCCGUUCGUCGGUGCUCUCACCCUAUUAAAACCGCGCUGGGUGAUAUUGCACGGAGUCAUCAUCGUGCCCACGGCCAUCCUGGCGGCCUGCUGCUACCUGCUGCCAGAGUCGCCCGCCUGGCUCCUGGACACCUGGAACGUGCAGCGUGCUCAGGAAGGGCGUCCUGGAGGCAGCUGUCCUAACGGAUUGGACACCGCCAAGGCAGCGGCCACCUUUCGGGCAAUUCUCGUCCAACUGGUAAAGCUCGAUCAGAACCCCCACUCGUCAACGGAGCUCGUUGCCACUGACAGCCCCGUGCAGUUCGUGAAUAUGCGUCGCCGGGCGGCGUCGGUUUUCCUGGCCAGGCUGACGCUCAGCGCUGUGUACUACCCCCUGGUGGUGAAGGGGCGCUCCUCCGGCUAUUACUGGUUGGCGGUACAUGCGCUCCUGCUGACGGCGUCCUACGUGGCCGUCGGUUGGGUCAUCGUCAAGCGGGGACUCCGGAACACGCUGAUCGUACUGCUUGUCAUCGUGUGCGCCUUCUCCGCCUUCCAGACGCUGCUGAUGUCCGUCAGCGGUCUCCAGCUGGCCAUUCCUGUGGUGGACGUUGCUCUCAAGGUCGCCCUGUCGGGCGCCAUGAGCGUAAUUCUGUGCUACUCGGCCGAAGUGUUCCCCACGAGGAUCCGUUGUGCCGGCGUGAGUGCCUCGAUGUUCUUCGGUUCCGCCGGUUCGCUCCUGGGCUUCCUCGUGCAGGCGUUAAGCGGCCGCAAAACAGGCGUCUUGUUCCAUGCGACCGCAGCCAUCUUGAUCGCCUUGAGCGUCUUCGCGGUGCAGUGGCUUCCCGAGGUCCUCGUCGAGAAGCGGCAGGCGAAGCUUCACUCGGCACCCGUGAGCGCCCAGGAGCGCAAGGAAGCCCUCAAGCGGUCACUGGCGCUGCCAGUCGACGACGCCAAGAGGGGGAGACGGUGUAAAGAACAAAUGAAAACGCCGACCAAGUCACCGGCGUAG
Molecule: messenger RNA, 1887 nt
Organism: Dermacentor silvarum
Lineage: Eukaryota; Metazoa; Arthropoda; Arachnida; Ixodida; Ixodidae
Product: beta-alanine transporter
Exons: 2
Coding region: 1-1887 (628 amino acids)
Biological process (GO): transmembrane transport
Cellular component (GO): membrane
Molecular function (GO): transmembrane transporter activity
Source: RefSeq, a predicted model, not a curated record